Rotaria sp. Silwood2 is the source of this 3006-nucleotide messenger RNA. The record is from the annotation of a GenBank genome assembly. Lineage: Eukaryota; Metazoa; Rotifera; Eurotatoria; Philodinida; Philodinidae.
AUGCGGCAAAUAUAUGCGCCACCAACUUUAGCACCUAAACAACCACCUGUUGUAACUAAUUUACUAAAUUCUUCAAUAACAUCACCCAACAAUAGUAUUAUGCCUAUGAGACUAUCAUAUCGUCCAAAUUCAUUUCGUCAUUAUAUUAGUCAACAACCGAUAAUUAUAAAACCAAUUCGAGGACGUGAAUUAUUUAUUCGUUCAAUACGUCGUAUAAUUGAACAAAUUCGUGAGAAAAAACAACGUAUGCAAAAUGACCAACAAUUAUUUUCAACAUAUAAAGAAGCAAUAAAUAUUUUUCAUGAUUUAACAUUUAUGAAAUGUGUUUUAUUAAAAAAGAAAUUAUUAGAUUCAAAUAAUCGAACAUGGACUAUUGAAUUUGCACGUGAAGGUGGUUUACAUACAUUACUUUCUUAUCUUGAACAUACUACACAGAAAAUUUUAUCACUUGUUGAUGCUAUACUUAUUAAUGAAAUAUUACAAUGUCUUCGUGCAAUGAUGAAUAUUAGUGAAUUAUUUGAACAUAUUGCAUCAAAUCCACAAUAUAUCGAUUUAAUAGCAAAAGUUUUAAAUGUCCAAUCAGCUGAAAUUCGUAUGCGUGUUUUUGAAUUAUUAACUGCAUUAUGUGUUUAUUCACUCGAUGGUUAUGAAUUAGUUCUUAAAGCAUUACAAGAUUUUCAGAAAAAUCAAACAGUUGAGAAAAAUAACAAAUUAUCUAAUGUAUUUGCUGUUAUUCUUGAACAACUUAAAUUUGCCGUUAUGGCUAAACAUAAAUGGUCAGCUAUGGCUUUACUCAAUAGUAUUUUAUCAUCAACUGAAGCUAUUGGAAAACGACUUUCUUAUAGAAAUAUACUUUAUUCAAAUGAUAUCAUAUCAAUAUUAGAACAAGCACGAAAUGAUGAUGACGUUGAUCUUAAUUUUCAAAUUGACCGUUUUUUUGAAGAUCAAAAAGAUGAUGAGGAAGAAUUUUUCGGACAUUUUGAUUCCAAUGAUGUACAAGCUGUUUAUCAAGCUAUUCAGUUACAAUUAGCAUCUAGUUCAAAUGAAUCAGCACUUUUUCUUACAACAAUGCAACUUUUAUAUUCUACUUUAACAUCGUCAAAUUCCAAUGAACGACAAAAAAUUCUUCAAUCUCUUCUUCGAUCUAUUUCUGAACCAAUCGAAAAAGUUUCCGAGAAAAAAAUAAUCAUCGACCAAGCAUCACAAACAGAUGCAAUUCUCGAAUUCAAUACUAAAUCUUCCUCUACUUAUCAACAAGUUCCAACAUUUACUCCAGUCAUUACCAAUGAAAAAUCUUUAGAAAAGCCUUGCGAUACUCAAUCAACUUCCAUAUUAAUCAAUACAGAAAAAUCCAUCAAUAUUCAAUCUCCUGCAAAUGAGUCAUCUGUUUCUGAAACAAUUAUCCCGCCACCACCACCUUCUCUACUUCCAAUUAAUGUGCAAGCAGACUCUUCUCCUAUAUCAACAUCACGAAGCGGGGCAGAAGUACCGCCGCCAGCACCACCAAACAUUUCAGGCGGAAUACCACCACCUCCUCCGCCACCACUACCAGGCUUUCUCGGAGGACCUCCGCCACCACCACCACUGCCACCAGGCUUUCUCGGAGGACCUCCACCACCGCCACCAGGCUUUCUCGGAGGACCUCCACCUCCACCACUCGGACAGUUUGGUGACAAACCACCUGCUGUUGGCCGUUCUAUUUUAGUUGAUAGUAUUCCUAAGCCGAAGGGCAAAAUGCGACGGUUACAAUGGAAAAAACUACCACAAACUAUUCUUACUACUAGUCAAUUUUGGAUGGAUGUUAAUAAAAACGCUGAUACGCAGAUUGAUUUUUCACAACUUGAAGAUUGUUUUAAAGUUAAUAACGAAACUAGCAACACAGUAUUGCAAACAAAAAUUAAAACAAUAAAUAUUUUACCUUGUAAUCGAUCCAUUGCUAUAAAUGUUUUCUUAAAAAAAUUCAAUAUUACUGAACUUCAACCAUUCAUUAAAUCUCUUCAAGAUUCAAAAUCAAAUCUUAAUGGUGAAUGUCUUCGAAUGUUACUUAAAGUUUUACCAACUGAAGACGAAAUUAAUCUUGUUCAUGAUUAUCCACGAGAAAAUUGGACAUUACCAGAAGAAUUCAUUCAUGAAAUUGGUUUAAUUUUAUAUUAUGGAUUUCGUGUACGAACACGUAUUCUUAUUACUGAAUUUGAUGAAACAUUUGAUGAUUUUAAACGAAAAUAUGAAAGUAUUAUUAAAGUAAUUAAUUUUCUACAGCAUGAUUCAUCUAUUAAACAAUUAGCUCGUUCACUUCUUUCAGUUGGAGAUUUUCUUAAUUAUGGUUCAUAUGCUGGUAAUGCAUUUGGUUUCCGACUUGAUAUUCUCAAGCAACUUCAUGAUAUUCGUUCAAGUGAAAAUAAAAAUUUACUUGGUGUUCUUCUCGAAGGUUCACCAGAAAAUUUUAAAUUUAUCGAUAAUCUCAAACCAUUACUCGUCAAUGAUAUACAAUUAAAAUUAGUAAAGUCAGAAUAUAUGGAUUGGAAACAUAAGAUUGAUAAUGGUCUUAUACAAAUAAAUUCAAUUGAAGAUAAACAAAUCAAUGAACAAUAUAAAUCAUUUUAUGAACAAUCAAAUAUAAAAUUAAAUCAUAUUCUUGAACCAUUAGUAAAUCAAUGUGAAAAACAAGAAAUAGAAUUAUUGAAAGAAUUUGGUGAAACAGAUUUAAAUGAAUUUAAUUAUGAUACAUGUUGUACUAUAUUUCAACAAUUAAUUGAAAAAGUUGAAAAAGAAAAAAAAGAACGAGCAAAAUGUUUCACAUCGAACAAAAUAUUAUUAAAUUCAACUAAAUCAGUAUCUGAAAAACUUAUUUUAAAUAAUGAUAAAAUUAACAAUAAAUUAGCAGAUAAUAAUUUUAUGGAUUCACUUAUAACAGAAUUUAAACAAAAGAAAUUUGCUACCGUACCCACUAGACGACAUCGACCUCGUCCAGAUCUUUCGGGUCUCAAUGAUCGGGAAGUCAAAUAG